CCUAGCUGGAAGCAGAACAAGAGCAGCGGCAUUAGCCCCUUCCUUGGGGGGCCCCUCACUCCUGUGUCCUCUGACUACCUGGACAGCUACCGACGGGCCCAGUUCCAGGCCCUGCUGUCCCAGGUGAGCCCUGGGCUGAUGCCACGGCUGUGCUGCGCCAGCACCAGGGAGGUGGGUGUGCAGGUGAACCUGCGGGCCGACGCCGCGGUGCAGUGCUCGCUGGGGCCGCGCACGCUGCCUGUCGGCCGCCCUGUUAGUGCCGCUGCCCUCCGCACCCAAGAGUACCCUGCCCUCUACUCGCCUGUCUUGGGCCACCGUGUCCUCGUCUUGCCUGAGGCUGCUCAACCCCAGCAGCAGGAAGAGGUAUCCGAAAUGACCCCUGAGGAGCAGAAGGUGGAGGACAGUAGCCAAAAGCAGCAGGAUGGUGAGGCAGAGGCCGCUGUGCCAAGUGAGGAGACAGCAGAGAUGCCACAGGAGGUGACUGCAGCCCCCAGACGUCGGGCUGCCUUCCAGUUUUUGGAGCAGAAGUAUGGCUACUUCCAUUGCAAGGACUGCAAGACCAGAUGGGAGAGUGCUUAUGUGUGGUGCAUUUCUGGAAGCAACAAGGUGUAUUUCAAGCAGCUCUGUCGCAAAUGCCAGAAGGGCUUCAAUCCCUAUCGAGUGGAAGCAAUCCAGUGCCAGAGCUGUUCGAAGACUCGUUGCUCCUGCCCUCAGAAGAAAAGACACAUUGAUCCCAAGAGACCUCAUCGUCAAGAACUCUGUGGCCGCUGCAAAGGCAAGAGGCUGUCCUGUGACAACACUUACAGCUUCAAGUACAUCGUCUGAUCCGUGUGCCCUCUUCUGUUCUGCCCUUGGCACUCUGUCAGUCUCCUGUGAUGUUCUGACUCUGGCUGUUGACCUGGCAUUGGAUAAUGGACAGUCUUUGUAUUAUUUAUAAUGUAUUUAACUUGUAUAUAUGCUGUGAAUAAAGCCCAAUAAGUGCUUGCACUAGUUUGUUA
Messenger RNA from Eurypyga helias (sunbittern), 998 nucleotides. RefSeq names its product zygote arrest 1-like (gene ZAR1L). The transcript is spliced from 4 exons. Gene Ontology annotation, biological process: translation. NCBI's taxonomy places the organism in Eukaryota, Metazoa, Chordata, Aves, Eurypygiformes, Eurypygidae. The annotation marks the transcript as partial. Gene Ontology annotation, molecular function: mRNA base-pairing post-transcriptional repressor activity. Gene Ontology annotation, cellular component: cytoplasm. The record is from RefSeq and is a predicted model, not a curated record.